This is a messenger RNA of Falco peregrinus (peregrine falcon), 5610 nucleotides long. It is a transcript of the gene POLR3G, whose product is annotated as RNA polymerase III subunit G. The transcript has 7 exons. NCBI's taxonomy places the organism in Eukaryota, Metazoa, Chordata, Aves, Falconiformes, Falconidae. The record is from RefSeq and is a predicted model, not a curated record. Gene Ontology annotation, cellular component: RNA polymerase III complex. Gene Ontology annotation, biological process: transcription by RNA polymerase III; cell population proliferation. Bases 332 to 982 code for a protein of 216 amino acids.
GGUUCUUUUGCCCUGAUUGAACUUGAGUUAGUACAUCUAAGAUUUAGAAAAAGAACAUUUAAAAUGCCUAGAUUAGGAGGUGAUUUCAGGCAUGCAGAGAUGGCUAGCAGAAAAAAGAGAAUGGAGUUGAUUUUAGGGAUGUACCAAAUUUAUAGUAUGUUGAAGAACCUAAGAUGGGCAUUAAAAAUGCCUUGCUAUUUAAAAUGAUCUUUAGUUUUAAAAUUACUGUAAUCUUUGUUAGGUAUUAAUUUUAUAGGUAAUAUAUACUUGCAUUUGAUACAUGUAACAAAAGUAAAACUUUGAAAAUCCCUGAUAUUUUCAGUAGCUCCAGAUGGCUAGAUCAGGUACAGGAAGAGGACGUGCUGCAUUCACCUUCAACGUUGAGGCUAUAGGCUUUGCUAAAGGUUCAUCCUUACCUGACGUCGUGUGUAAGCCUCCACCACCAUUUCCUAGCACAGACAAUAAGCCAGUGCCUCUGAAAACAGGAGAAGAUGAAGAUUACAUGUUGGCCUUAAAACAAGAUCUUAGAGGAACUAUGAAAAAAAUGCCUUAUUUUUUGGCAGUAGAAGAGGACCAUGAAGUAAUUGAGAGGUACAGUAAAAAGUACCAGAACAGUGAAAAGGAGCAUGCAGCAUGGACCCCAGAUUGGAGAAGACUCCCAAGAGAGCUGAAGCCAAAGAAGAAGACCAAAAAAGCAGGUGCAAAACCAAAAAAGGCAAAAAGUUCUGAACCUAAAAGUAACCUCGAUGUGUUGAAAAAAAUUGAGGAGUUGGAAAAGAAGGGUGAUGAAGAAGAAAAAUCUGAAGAUGAGAAAGACAAAACAGAAGACAAAGAAGGUGAAGAUGACGAAGAAGCAGAAGAACCAGAGGAAUAUGACGAAGAGGAGCAUGAAGAGGAAAAUGACUACAUUUCUUCAUAUUUUGAAGAUGGAGAUGACUUUGAUGCUGGCGGUGAUGACAAUAUGGAUGAAGCAACAUACUAGCUAUUGUUGCUAGGUGGUACACUGCCGAAGCCUUACACUACUUGAAGUAGAAUUCCAGAGGUAGGCUGAGUAUUAACAGAACUAAUGCUUUAGCUCUGUUGAUUUUAAGCAUACUGUCCAAAACCACGUUGGACAAUUAUUUUUAAUUGUACUAUGCUGUAAAACAGGAUAUGGGAUCCUUUGUUUUUGUUCUUUUGCCAAAUGUUUUGCAGACAUGCACCUUUUUAAGGUUUUCCAGAAUGGCUUACUGAUGGAGUAAGCUAUAUGCCACUAUAUUGCCUCUGCACAGAAAAAGAAUGUAUGCAUUUUAAUCAAAAUUGUGCCUAAGCAUUUGCACUAGUCAGUUCUAUGCUUCAACAGUCAAAUCUUGAGAAUAACAGUGAAAUUCUUGAUGACUGCGGGGAAAAAAAAAAAAAAAAGCCAUGGCCUUUAUGGACAUAAGCUGCUGAUUUGGAGCUGACUUCUCUGGAGGAGUUCAGGUAACUUCUGAAUUCAGGUGACUGAAAAGAAUUGAAAAUAAACUAAGCACUUUAAUAUAAAGUGACUUUAAAGUACCUUAGUAAUAUGGGCAGACAACAUAAUGAGAGUAUUUUGAACAGCUAUUAUUCUAGUUAAAAGAACUCAUUAGUAUUUUGGUAAAAAGGGACUGUAAUAUUAAACAAUGGGUUACAUUACCUUUAUGAAUCCGCAUAAGUGAUAAUUAAGGGUAAUUUCAUUUAGAAAUAUGGCAGAAUUUAAGACUGAGAAAUUAUGGAAUCCUGGUUUUCAGCAGUGGCACACUGAUAAGUGAUGAGAAUUCCAUCUGCCUCAGUUUCUCCACCUCUUAAGGUGAUACUUUCUUACCUCACAGCGCUGUUCAUGUGAGAUGGCAGAUGUUACCUAUCUGUGUAAUUGUUAAUGCAUUUAUUUACUUUCCUACAGAACAAACAAGACAGAAACUUAACAGACAGCACAUCAAUAUUAAAAACAAAACAAAAAAACAACCAAACCCAAAUAAAAAAUGUAGGAAAAGAAUGUGGUGAAGUAUUUUAAUGCAUGAAGUUUUAACUAGGAGAACAAGACAAGAAUGCCAAGAAUAGCAAAACCAGAAUGUUUGGAAACAUCAGUUUUAUUUAAGAACCAACAACUGAGGUGUAGAAAACCUGUUCCCAAGAUCAGAUACUUGAAGAACCCAGUGACAGAGCAAUUUCUGUGUCCUGUUGUCCUUUGAUGGUACAAAGUAUUAUUGGUCUGUGUUACUAUUAUUACUAUUGAUCAGGGUUGUUGGUUUUGUUUGUUUUUGUUUAACUUCUUAAAACAUUCUGUUCCUGAUAACUAUUGCUGUUAUUGGGUCUAAUGAAACAACAGUUUUAAACCAAAUCCAAUUCUUUCAUCAGCAAAGGAAACUACAGAAGUUUCCCUUGCAAUUUUGGCAGUUUGUCAAGCAGUACUUUACCUCACCAGUGACUGGAAAACAGUAUUGCAUUGUUCUAUGAACUUCAUAUGCAGUAAGAACUUGUUCCUUGAGCUGUAGCUUUCAAGUGUUCUGAUAAAAUAUGUAUCAGAUGUAAAGAAAAUUAAACUAAAAUGCUAUGCAGGUCACACCUCAGCAGUAUACCAGUUUUAUUUUGAAGUGUUCAUACAAAUGUUUAAUAAAUGUUCUGCUGUACUGCACAGGAAAUGUGUUCUCUGUUCAUUGUCUUUUAACAUCACACAUGGCAGCAGCUGUUUCUUAACAGGUGUGCCUGCUUCUUGCAUGGCAUAUACGAGACAGGUAUCAACAAGGUAACCAUGUUGAAAAUUAAAUUUGCAUGCCUCAAGUGUUAUCUUCUGCUAGCUGUUCCCCCCUGUGCAGGGUGAACAGUGGGACUCCUAGCCUCACACAAGGAACGCAAACUGAUGGCUUUUGCCAAAGGCAGAACUAGAAAAUUAACACUGGAAAAGCAUUACUGCAUGACUUAGAAUUUGGUCACAAGCUGUUGCUUGCUUGAACAGGUACAAUACCUUAUUUUGUAGCCGAUGCUGACUCUUGAGGAUGAUGACUUACUUCAUUCAUCAUACUGCUAAUUGGAGAGACAAUUACUUCCCUGCUGUACUGCUGAGAAUUGCUCUGGCAGAAACUGGGUCUUUAUGUGACUUUUUAAAAGGUGAACUAUGGUCACCUCUAUCCUCCAGCGGGAACCACAAAGUCUUAGGAUGGACCCUCUAGCACUACUUUAACUAUGGCAAAUAAGGCCAGCGGUUAUGAACGCACCAGGUUCUGCAAUGAUCCAGCUUUGUGCCAAGGCACUUCUGAAAUGGAAUGAGGUUGUGCUGUUCCAGAGGCGUAAUGCUUGCAGCUGUCUUUAUAAGCUGAUUUAACGAUCGCUUAGAAUUCACUGCAAGACCAUAAUGCUGAUGGAACAGACCACUGUUUGGGUCUCAGCAAACUCUGGGUUUGGACAGGCAUAUAUUCAAAUCCUAUCUUAACAGCACAGCAUAACACUGCUGCUUCAUAGAAGGCACUGCUUUCAGUGUGUGGGGAGAUCACCCUUAGGGUGAUCUACGAACUUCGCUGAUCCUUGCCUUAGCUUUUCAUGGCUAUUUCUUAAUCCAUAUUUUACAGAACCAGCAAGUUCUCAGAACUUUAAGCAGAAAAAUCUACGUCCUACAAGGUGUGCACACGGUAAACCGUUAAGGCUCCAGCCAGAUGCAAAUGCUGUAUGCAGGUACUGCCAACAAACUCACUUGUUGGCCAAGGAUUUUUACUUCAGAUCAUACAUCAAAAGUAGCCAAAACACACACAAGUAGUGGCCUCCUGUAAUACACCAUGCAAGGUAUAUAGAACUAAGAAUAUAUUGUAUGCACCACUUUCACUGCAGUCUAAAAUAAAAUUUUUUUUUACGUAUAUUACUUACGUUCUUCUAAAAGCAGAGAAGUAUUUAAAAUUAGACUUGCUCUUCAUUCAGGAUUAUUUUACAAAGUUAUAUCUUCAGCCUUUAUAAAAUAGUUAUACAAAGACUAUUUGUAACAACAUAGUCCAUAAUAAAGCACAUUUAAAUAAUUUACAUUUUACAUGAUCCAACAGUGCAAUAUGCACUUAAAUUUAAAACCAAUUUCCUGAUCAACAAUGUGUUGUAAUUAAUCUAAAACAUGAUUUGCCACUCAGUUGUGCUUUUUAUUUUUAAGCAAGUCAGUUUCUAAAGACUUAACUUUACAGAUUUUAACUUCAAUCAGACUGAAGUUACAUACAAAGCAGCCAACCUCUUUAUUCAGGGCUGACACGUGGUGAUGUAUUGCCAGUUGUGUUGUACUUUGGAAAAAGCACUGCAGAUCCCUGCAUCCUGCAAAAAAACAAGCCAGCUGAUGCUUGUAGAUAACCAGUACUAGGAGCCCUACAAUCCUGGAAAGAGACCUACUCUUAUCUUCUCAUAAAGUUAAUUCUCUUAAAUUAAAAAUACGCUAUGUGAAAUAUGCUGCAUAAUAAAAUAGUAAAAACACACUAGGCUCUUGGUUAGAGUAUCAUACAGUCCAAUGCAACAGCUAUCCCUUUGUGUUUUUUUAAUGACUGCCUAUCCUAGCAUACAUAAAGGCCCAUCACACUCGACGCGGUGACAAGAAGCCACAGGCCUUCCAGCACUGCAGAAGCCCAAAGUGUGAGCGAUGCCAGAGAACUAUUCUGCAGUACCACUGCAAGGCACAGAGCAAUGGCUAACAACCCAUCAUCUCUCCACUUGCCCAUCAACAGGAUAGAGGCCUUCCUGAGGGAGUCACACCACAGCUGACGCUCCCUUCCAUACUGAUGUCAAUUUGAUGCCCAUCAGCCCAGGUAUGUGCAGUACAUUAGGCCUAUGUUGCAUCACAAUAGUUAAUUCCAUGUUCUUCCACAGUUUCUUAAGAAAUGGGAGAAUAAAAGUAUUAGAAAUGUUGAGGUUUCAGAAACAGAACGAAGGGGAAAGAAGCAAACCAGCAAAUAAGCUUGCAGGAAAAAAGACACACGUACCAAGUUUCAGUCCUGCACAGAAAACAUCUGUCUUGAUGUGCCAAAGCUGUUGUCCAGACCAGCGCAAGUCACCUUCUACACUGCCAGCCAUUGAGGCUGUGGCUCACUUCAGCCACCAUCAGUUAUUCUGCAAUGCAAUUUUUCAUACAGCAUGACCCAGAACUAGUACUUCAGUAUUCAUGCUUGUGUUACUGGCACAUUCCUUUCAUGGAAAGCACCAAUUAAAAGAUCUCUGAAAACAAGCGUUAGGUGAAACAUGAAAUUUACGCCUGUUUGCAAUCUCUCUUCUCAUGUGGAAACUAUGAGUAGUUUCCACUAUCUCCAGAGAUACCACUUUGAUCAAAGGGUUCAAGAGCAGCAGCUCACAGUUCACAUAUCCAAGUGUACAGCCUUUCCCUUUAAGCUCUGGCCUGCUUCUAUUUCAGUAUAAUACAUUAAAAGUUAACAGGGCAUGCUCAUACACUGGGCAUGCCAGUGGAGAGUAUUUGUCCCACCUCCUGCGGCAAUAGAAGCCUCCAGAAACAGAUGGGGCGUUGAGUCUUUACUUUCAAAAUUUAAGUUGAUAAAGCACUUUGGAAUACCUCCAAUACUUAGGAAACAUUAACUUUUCCCCCCCCUUUUUUUUUUUUAUACUGUAUAUACUUACCAAAGACACUCAAAGGAAAGC